Messenger RNA from Condylura cristata (star-nosed mole), 877 nucleotides. RefSeq names its product HLA class I histocompatibility antigen, A-24 alpha chain-like. Lineage: Eukaryota; Metazoa; Chordata; Mammalia; Eulipotyphla; Talpidae. Gene Ontology annotation, molecular function: signaling receptor binding; peptide antigen binding. Gene Ontology annotation, biological process: positive regulation of T cell mediated cytotoxicity; immune response; antigen processing and presentation of endogenous peptide antigen via MHC class I via ER pathway, TAP-independent. The record is from RefSeq and is a predicted model, not a curated record. Bases 5 to 787 code for a protein of 260 amino acids. Gene Ontology annotation, cellular component: external side of plasma membrane. The transcript has 5 exons.
GACUAUGCGGCCCCCUACCUUCCUCCUGCUGCUGUCAGGGACCCUGGUCCUGACCGAGACCUGGGCAGGUUUACACUCCAUAAAGUAUUUGCACACCCUGGUGUCCCGGCCCGGCCUCUCGGAGCCCCACUUCGUGGUCGUUGGCUACCUGGAUGACACGCAGUUCCUGCGUCUAAGUCGGUUCCAUGAAUUCGCCUACGACGGCGUUGAUUACCUCACCCUGAAGAAGGAGCUGCGUGCCAGGACCCAAGUGGGUAUGGAGGAUCAGCGCUUGGAGCAUGAAUGGGAGAAAGCCAUUGCAGUUGAGGCCCAAAAUCCCCACCUGGAAUGGGAGUGUGGGGAUUGGCUCCAAAGAAAACUGAAGAAAGGGAAUGAGACACUGAAUGCAAAACUCACAAGCAUGCAGGUGACCCACCACCCCAUCUCUGACCAUGAGGUCACCCUGAAGUGCUGGGCCCUGGGCUUCUACCCUGCGGACAUCACCCUGACCUGGCAGCGAGAUGGGGAGGACCUGACCCAGGACACGGAGCUGGUGGACACCAGGCCUGGGGGGGACGGAACCUUCCAGAAGUGGGCAGCUGUGGUGGUACCUUCUGGAGAGGAGCAGAGAUACACGUGCCAUGUGCAGCAUGAGGGACUGCAGGAGCCACAAGUUCUGAGAUGGGAGCCCCCUCCUGAGUCCUCCAACUCCAGUGCGGGCAUCAUUGCUGGCCUGGUUGUCCCUGGAGUUGUGCUCACUGGAGCUGUGAUUUGGAGGAAGUACUUCCACAGAGAAAAUAUCAUAUGAAGUCUGAGCUUUCUUGCCUAACAUCUGCUUCAUACUGCGAGGCAUCAUCCACACAUAAGUACUUUCUCCGUUGAGAGCUGUGUUCACUGA